GAUGCUGUUUUUUGGUGGGACGGGGAGAGCGAGGUGUCUCUUCACAUGUCGCUGCCUCCACUGACUUGGAAAAUAUUAGCUAGCUCAUGAAAUCAAGUGUCAGUAUUUGUUGGGGGGGAUUUGCAAUCAUUGGCUUCAUCUCUGUCGAUAGGGAAUGAACGACGAGACAACACCGGGCAGUUGCAAGAUAAACUCUGGGUGCUCCAGUAUUGAGCAAAUGCUGGCUGUGAACCCCGGCAAGACACCCAUCAGUCUGCUACAGGAGUAUGGAACGCGGAUAGGUAACACCCCAGUGUACGACCUGCUCAAGGCCGAGGGCCAGGCGCACCAACCCAACUUUACGUUCCGCGUGUCCGUGGGAGAGAUCAGCUGCACCGGCCAGGGGCCCAGCAAGAAGGCUGCCAAACACAAGGCAGCAGAGGCCGCCCUGAAGAUGAUGAAAGGAGGGCUAGGGGGACCAGUGGUGCUGGGAGAAGGAUUGGGAGAAGGGUUUAUUGGGGUGGAAGAGCCUUUGGAUGGGGACAGUUCUCCGUCAGAGAUGAAGACUUCAGGAAGCGGCACGUCUCAGCAGUCAGAAUGCAACCCUGUGGGAGCUCUGCAGGAGCUGGUGGUUCAGAAAGGCUGGCGCCUGCCAGAGUACACCGUGACCCAGGAGUCGGGUCCUGCCCACCGCAAGGAGUUCACCAUGACAUGCCGGGUYGAGAGAUUCGUUGAAAUUGGCAGCGGCACAUCGAAGAAGCUAGCCAAGCGWAACGCAGCAGCUAAGAUGUUGUCCAGGAUCCACGAUGUUCCUGUAGACCUGAGAAGCAGCCACGAGACUGAGCCUGAGGACGACACUUUUAUCAUGAACAUGGGCAGCAGGGUGGAGGCAGGGAAGUGUAAAGGUCUGGGCUGUACCUGGGACUCUCUGAGGAACUCUGCUGGGGAGAAGAUUCUGCAGCUGAGGAGCCACCCUCUGGGCAUGCCCAGCUCUGACUUCUGCUCUCUGCUACACGACCUCUCAGAGGAGCAGCGCUUUGACAUUAGCUACCUCGACAUAGAAGAGCACAGUCUGAGCGGACUGUGCCAGUGUCUGGUAGAGCUAUCCACUCAGCCAAUCACAGUGUGCCACGGCUUCGCACCCAAUCAGGACGCUGCCCGCGCCAGCGCAGCCCACAAUGCACUGCAGUACCUCAAAAUCAUGGCUGGGGGGAAGUGACCGUCUCCCAGACCGACCUCUCUCCAUGGCAACGACCUAGACCCUGAUCAUAUGACACAUCCACCUCGGAGGGCAUCUUCCAACCAAUGGUUAGGGGAAGUGACCAUUGAUUGACCCAGAAUUACCCAUGAUGUGGGAAUUGAGAUUUGUCCCCACACAUCGCUGUAGUCCUAUCUGGUCUGUUCAUUCCUAAAUGCCCCCUGAAGAUAUCCCACAUAGCCCUAGAUAAUUUGUCCCUAUGCCCUGAAGAUAUCCCACAUAGUCCUCGAUGUCCUCUUGAUUGGCUACACUGGCCAUUUAUUUGGAUGGUCAGUCACCCACCUGCUCUGCUGUUACGUGCCUAGAGAGAUACUCUGCAGAGAAAGGGCCAAAUACAUUUGACAACAACCCCCAUUUGACUGUAGCCUCUUUCUCUAGUUGCCACAUCUACAAUGAUUGACUUUGGUUGCCUUUUCAUUAGCUAGUACUUUGUCGUCAACCAAAAAUAUAUACCCCCCCCUGUUGAAGAAGUCUUGGCCUGAAUGAAGUCUAAUUUUGGACAUWGAAAAGUGGACAUUUAACGACAUGAGUUCUUAAAUUGGAGACUUGUGUACUUUUAUUGACAAGUUGACAAGAUCCAGCCCAUCUGUCUGUCUUGUCAUUUUUGUGUUUAGUAAUUUGCCUUUUAGAAGAGUCAUCUGAUAACUGUUAAAAGGUGUACAUUUUAAAUUAUGAUUGCUUAACAUCUGAAAUGCAAAAUGUUAUUUUGAGUUUUGGAAUUACAUUUAACAUUGUGUACUUUACCAUUGAAUUUCUUUCUUUGUCAGACCUCACAAAACCCUGUUUGAAAUUGUGAAUGGAUUACUGUGAUCUAAAAAUACACAUUUUAAGAUGUCAAAAGUGAAUCGCUGUUUGAGUAGCUGGUAGCUCUCGUAAAACCGUGUCAAUGGCCCUUCAAUUAAUUGAUAAUAUCACUUCCCUCAACUGUGGUUGUUCAUAAUGUCUGAAAUGGACCAUCUAAUUAGCCUGUGUGCCAGUCUGUUCAUGGUCUCUUACCCACUACUUAUGGAAUUGCAAUGUUAAACAAUGACAAUAGAGUAGGCCAAAAAGCACAAACAGAUCUGGGACCAGGCUAGCAUCUAAUUGAGAUGGAAUUGUAUCGCUGCAUUUAAUAUAGUAGAUCAUCUGAGUUGGAUUCUCCGGCUGACUAAUCUGCUCCUCAUCUACCUCCUGUUACACGCUAAUGGUAUAGCCYGAACUCUAUAUCCUCCCGUGUUUACUCCCACCACUUCAGAGAGUCAAGGUUUCAUAUGGGACGUUGAGUCAAGAAUAGUAUUGGUGUAAUGAGUGUCUGAAGUAUACUGGCUGUAGUAGGGUGACACUAGGUUGCUGCUACAUCUCAUGAUGAGCAAGCAGUGAGAGAAACGCAAUGUACCACACACCUCUGAUUUCAGAUUAGUUGGGUUAAAUGCGGAAGACCCAUUUCAGUUGUACAACUGACUAGGUAUCCUCUUAUUUCCCCUUUUCCAAUGUUUGACGAUUUUGUGGAAAGUGUUGUUGCCCAAAUACAUAGUCGAACUGAAACGUGGCCCAWCACGGUUUUGCUUUGUUCCUUUUUGAUUAAAAUACUUGAUUUCAGUGCAAAUAAAUGUUUAUUGAAAUCA
Salvelinus sp. IW2-2015 is the source of this 2841-nucleotide messenger RNA. It is a transcript of the gene tarbp2, whose product is annotated as TAR (HIV) RNA binding protein 2. The transcript is spliced from 8 exons. Gene Ontology annotation, molecular function: pre-miRNA binding; siRNA binding; double-stranded RNA binding. The record is from RefSeq and is a predicted model, not a curated record. Gene Ontology annotation, cellular component: cytoplasm; nucleus; RISC complex. Bases 155 to 1198 code for a protein of 347 amino acids. Gene Ontology annotation, biological process: regulation of miRNA processing; siRNA processing; regulation of viral transcription. Lineage: Eukaryota; Metazoa; Chordata; Actinopteri; Salmoniformes; Salmonidae.